AGCCGUGUCAGUCGGUGUCAGCUGUGCCACGCUGGUCGCCAUAUCCCUGGAGCGGUUCUACGCCAUCUGUCAGCCGCUCCGUUCCAGGCGCUGGCAGACGUUGAAACACUCGUACAGGGUCAUCAUGGCGAUCUGGCUGACCUCGGUCAGUCUGAUGAUCCCCAUAGCCGUCUUCAACAAGGACAUCGAACUGCUCAAUGGAGCGCACGCCUGCAGGUGGGAUCCGAUUGAUUUGAACUGUUCGUGAUUAACUUUAAGCUUGCUUUGCGUUUUUAAAAAAUGUUAGUAAAGUCUCAUAGAUAUCGGCUUUACCACUGCCAAAAUAUGUUUUUAAACAUUGUGUAUCAUAUGAAAACAUUACACAGAAAAGGUCAAGUGCUUUGGAAAGGUUACAGGUCAACCGUAUACUGAGUUAUUUCUAAAACACUACAUGUUGUAUCAAAACAAUUUAUAAAGAAUAUGUGUUAUGAUUUCAAACAUGUAGCUGGUUUGAUUUCACGUUUGAAACCAACUAAUCCACUGGGUCCAGUUUUGAUGGCAUUCAUGCAAAUAAAAAUGUUUAAAUCAUGUCAAAUAAAUUCUUAAGAUUUAUUUUGUUGUUUUUUUUCUCGCACUGUCAAAUUGAUUGAUGUUCGGUAUAUUUUCCUUUCUUCUUAUUAUUACAAACAAUUUAAAAAAAUAUACAUACCUGUGAAUUUAUUAUUUAAUUAUAUCAUUUAACCAUGGCGAGUGUGUUUUAUCCAUCAUCAGUACAGAGUUAUUCUUAGCCCAUUUAUUGACUAAUAUAGAACGAGUGAAGAUUCUGAUGAAAAGCAUUGGCCCCAUCAAAAGUUCACUAUUGUUGUGUUUUGCAUUGCAGGGAAAUCUGGCCAAGUCAUUUGUGGGAGUCUAUGUACACAGUUCUAUUGGACUCGGUCCUGCUCGUAGUUCCGUUGUUCCUGAUGGCUUUCUCGUAUGCCAGAGUGGCCAAGGAACUCUGGUCCGAUGUUUGCAUUUCAUCUGGGGAGCCCAGCAGUCCUCUAUCGGGUUAGCAUGUUUGGCAGUGCAUGAUCUGAUUUUUGUAAACGAUAGGCUGUAAAACCGUGACUGGCCCAAUUCGAAGUCGUGAAUUUAACGAAACAAAAUCGUCCACUUUUUAAAAAAAAUGCGAAAUAAACAUUUAGACAUAACCAUUGCUCUUUUAAAAUAUCGAAUGUAUGAAGUUCGCAAAAUUAUAACACAAAGAUUAAUGGAAGAAAAGUGUAAAGAUUAAAUAAUUUUAUGAAUUGAACAUUAAAUUUAACAGUACAUAUUAUUAUUAUUUUUUUUUUGCAUUAUUACAUUCAUAAUUCAUGUAUAUUUAAUUAAGUUUUCAAUGCUGCAAAAAGCAGAGAAAACCACCAUUUAAUAAUCACUAAGCCAUUAGUGUUUUAUAAAUAUGUCGUGUCAUUACUGCAUGUGGUAACCGUACUAAUCCAAAGAUAUUUGCAGACGGAAAUAGGUUAAUAGCAUUAUUAAAAGAUACGUUCUCGGUAGGCUAAGAUGGGUUCUCAGUAGGCCAAGGUGGGUUAUCGUUUGGGUAUUUGACAUUAAAAAUUGUUCUAUACAAGUUUCUCAUGACUAAACCCAUUUAUCAGAAAUUCUAGAGAUGCUGCCAUGUUCCAAGAGUGUUGGUGAGUAACAUGCAGAGCACAUAUAACCUUCACAAACACAUAUAUAGAGAGCAUGCAGAGCACAUAUAACCUUCACAAACACAUAUACAUAGAGGGAGAUCAUUUUUUUCUUUAAAUUGUUAAUGCACAUUUCCUGCACAGUUCUACUGCACGAUCACAGUAAACCACACAGAACACUGUCGUCCUUAAAAGUUAUCUUAUUUUUCUAUACAAGCAAACAUUUGAGUCACUAUGUUUGUUUUUUUUAUACAAUUAAAGAAAUAUAACUUCUUCACUUUUAAUCAGUUAAGUAAAACAUGGCCAGACUGUGAAGGUUAUGAAGUCUCCCAUCCCAGAUUUCCUGUAACACUUUAAAAUUACAUCUUUCUGUUUCGAAGUUCCAUUUCUAUACACAUUUUUUUUUUUUUUGUAGUUAGAGUACCCGCAACGUUGUGUGAUAUAUGCCCAAACCUCAUCUACAAUGAAAUGUUGCAAUGUCGCCUUGAUUUUGUGGACGUUACAAUGUCUCUUUGAUUUACGUGGAUGUUCUGUCUUUCUGAACCCACUACGCCGUAAUAACAUUUUAAAGUCAAUAUUAAGCAGAUAUAGCUCGUUCCUAGAGAAAUUUUUAAAGUUGCCUGUACAUUCGGCUAUAGCAUGAAAAGCAUAAAAAUCUUAAUGUCUCUAUCAUCACAAUUGUUUGGUCGACUCUAAUCCUGGUUCUUAGAUUCAAUCUCAACAUUUACUUCUACUUCAAGCAUGCCUUCCUCUUCCAUGACAUCUAACAAAUCACGUUUAAAAACAAAUAAAUGUUCUCUUUAAAGUAUCAGAAGCAAUAAAACAUAAAUUAUGUUUGAUUACUGCGUGGCACAUGGAUUAUGUUACGAAGAGUUUAAAAAUAACAGUAAUAAUAAUACAGCUGUGUUUUAUAGCGCGGUACCCCCAGCCUGGGGCUUGGAUCACUGCGCUUCACAUAAAAAUUUGCAAAAAUUAACACGACAUUUAAAAAAAGAUUUUAGAAUGACCAGAAUAGUUCAAGGCAAUAUAUAUAUAUAUUUUCUUUUUAAAUUGAAGUCCAGAUUUUUAACGUAACCGUUUUGAAACUAUGAAAAGAUCCUACCUUUAAUGAUGUAUCGCAUUAUACAGUCUUCGCUUUUAAGACGCUGACCAAUUUAUAAAUAUAAUUACAUUUUGUUUGAAUUUGGAGAUUUCUGUACAAUUCUUUUUUACCAAAGCCGUUUCCACCAUUAAACAAGACUAGGAAGCCGUCUUGGGCGGCCAAAAUUUAAGGGUGGCAAAAGGAUAAGGGAGGGGGGGGGGGUUGUUUUUUAAAAAAUCAAAUGGCAAAAAAAUGAACAAAUGAUGAUAAAAAAAUGAUGAAAAAAAGGUUUAAAAAAGUUUAAAUUAUAACUAUUAUUGAAUGUUGAUAGGGGAAGAGAGUGUAGCUACUGAAAAGGGGGGGGGGGGGGGGUUGUUUUUUAAAAAAUCAAAUGGCAAAAAAAUGAACAAAUGAUGAUAAAAAAAUGAUGAAAUAAAGGUUUAAAAAAGUUUAAAUUAUAACUAUUAUUGAAUGUUGAUAGGGGAAGAGAGUGUAGCUACUGAAAGCCACGGGCGGUAAUUUUCCAUUUUCACCAAGGGCGGCAAAAAAACGGUUUAACACCUAGAAACAACACUGAUUUUAACUCCAUGAAACAUUAAUAUGUCCCGGAAGUAAAUCGUUGAGCUUAACCUCGACACAUGUUUUUGAGAGUAGAACAGGAUCAAGACAAUUAUCGUGAGACGGAACAUUUCAGCUGUAAAGAAUUUCCAACUUUAAUGGGUGCAUUAAAUUUUAACCAAUUCGUGUGAAGCAGAGGCAAAAAUGACAUGAAUCUUAUAGAGUUAAUGACUAGGAAGUGGAGAUUGUUCAACUUUUCCUGUGGUGAAUGUUAUCUGACCUUUAACCUUUCACCUCCUAUAACGUUAUGUCUUGCUCAUUAAUAAUAUAAUCAUGUGUUUGUUCAGAGCCGUUCUUAGGAGUUCGGGGGCCCUAAGCAUGGAGCGUAGGUUGGGGGACCCCGAAAAAAGAGGGGGGGCCUUCCCUUCCCCUGCCUCCGAAUUCAAUUCAGAAUGAUACAUUUCAGGAUGAGGAAGGUAACGUGAGUGACACGGACGGCUGCAGUGCCAGUUUAACCAAAAAAAAGGGGGAUCGAGGGCGCCUCACGGGGGCCCCCUCACGUCAGGGGCCCUACUCUGAUGCGUAGUCAGCGUAUGCCUAAGAACGGGCCUGGUUUGUUGCACGCUUAUGUAUUCUGAUAUGACAACUAGUAUAUAAAGGGCCAUAACCUUGAUGUAUUGAGUUAACUUCUCAUCACCAGUCAAUGAAUAGAGCCUACAUUGACAUGGGUCUGUGUGAGAGUUGGGAGCGUGUGUUUGUGUGUUGUUAUUUUAUUUAGAGACUAUGUAAACGUUUCUUGUGCUCACCCCAUCCCUUAAAGCUGCCAGGUUUCUAUGAUUUUUUUUUUGUUGAGGUGUGUGCUAUAGUUUACAUCAUUUAGAAAUUAUUUUUGUUUCCCUGAUACCAGAAAAUAAAUUUGUUUUGUUUUUGUUUGAAAUCUGGGGUUUCUAAAGACUUUCUCAAAUUUUAUGAAAAUCCAAUUCAACACUAAUUAAUUCAAACAUUUUAUUUAUAUUCUCAAUGAAAUCAGCCGCAUCUUUCACCGUCCUACUUAGCUGCCCUAAUUAAAAGUUACAGCUGACAAAUCAGCUUUUUUUUUUUUAAUGGGGAAAAAAAUUGUGGGGGGUCUCUUAACCACGCACACAAACAUACACAUGAGUGUCUACAGUGGUAUCCACUUUUAUUUUUUUUUAAACUGUUAAACAUCUUCCAUACUCCGUCAACAGAAUCGGACCCACAGCGGUUUGACGGCAAAGACCGGCAGAACGGUUUCGCCACGCCAAUCAACCAAUCUCCGCUGAUACCCCGCCGACAUAUAGCACGGAGCGUCUCCAGCGAGUCGUCCAGCGGCAAGCAUCAGCUGCAAGUGCUCCGGCCGGCCUACAACUGCCGAGUGCUGGCCAACAAGAAACGCGUCAUCAAGAUGUUGUGCGUGGUCGUCAUGGAGUACUUCAUCUGCUGGACGCCGCUGUUCCUGGUCAACUCCUGGACGGUGCUGGACUACCUGAGCGCCAGGGAUCACUUCACCCCGCUCCUCAAAACGACCUUCCUGCUGCUGGCCUACCUGUCGUCCUGCAUUCACCCGAUCACCUACUGUUUCAUGAACAGACGCUUCCGUCAGAGCUUCGCCGAUGCGUUCAGGUGCUGCUUCAGGGGCACGCUCAAGGUGCCGAGCUUCUACAGCGAGGCCUCGCACGUCAACGGGGGCUCUGAAAAAUUGACACACGCCGGGCCGUAUGCCGGUCGCAACAUAAAGAUAACCUGGAAGAGGCCGACGUGAUCUUUAAGGUAGAACGGGUAGUGGAAGAGGUGGCCUUAGUCUGCAGUGAACUAAUUGUAUGAGUGAUGGCACUUUUAUGCUGGUCAAACGUGAGCACUUUGUGGAGCGACGUG
Molecule: messenger RNA, 5181 nt
Organism: Lymnaea stagnalis (great pond snail)
Lineage: Eukaryota; Metazoa; Mollusca; Gastropoda; Lymnaeidae
Source: the annotation of a GenBank genome assembly